This is a messenger RNA of Symbiodinium natans, 1100 nucleotides long. Lineage: Eukaryota; Dinophyceae; Suessiales; Symbiodiniaceae. The record is from the annotation of a GenBank genome assembly.
GAGCGGCCGCGGAAGGGAUCGCUCUGCCGGUCCCCGUCACCCGCGCCAACGCGCAGGAAACCAAGCCGUGGUUGAAGGGUAAGGCCAAAGUGAUCAAGACGCUUCCCAUUUCUCCGUACACUGCAAAGGAGAACUGGGACUGGAAAGAGGGAAGAGGGGGAACCGGCGAUAGGACGCCGUGGACCGGCAAGACUGUUUUCAAGAUCAAAGAACAAAACAAGAAGGCUUUCGCAGGAGCAGCAGAGGAACGAGAUCCAGUGGUCGAGCACCCCGAUCCUGAGAUCUCCGCAGCCAUCAAUGAGGUGCCGCCGAUAGAUAUCCCCAAAGAGAAGCUCAAACGACCAGGAAACUUUCCCAUCCUGAGGUCGAAGCGAAUGGAGCUGUUGCCCGGGGAUUUCACAUUCCCAAUGAGAUCCGAACAGCUCGCACUGCAGGAGAGCCUCCGUAAGCCGACCCUCGCAGAUCAGGACUGCUCGUGGGGAGACACAGAAGGUGCCGGAACACGCGCCCCGCCCGGGGAUUCGCCGGACGAGCCUUUGCCUCCGCCCGGUGUGCCUGAUUUGGACGGCUCCGAUUUGAAGGAUCGUUUGUCCGAGUACUUGGACCAAGUGGCCAAGGAAAACGAGGACUAUGUUCCCGAAGAUGUCGGAGCUGUGGAGGACUGGCUGGGGAGGGAUGCUCCUGGAUCUUCUAAGGCACAACGGGAGGCUGACAUUGAAAGAUUCGAACGCAAAAAGGCUCGUGAAGCCGAGGAAGAUGCUCGCAAGGCCCUUAGAGACUCCCCGGCCAUGCCUGUCAUCGCCGAGCCUGACCCCGCAUUGAAACGUGGGUUCGUCUCCCUCGAAACAGAUGGCCUAAAGAAUGGUCUGGGUAUGAAGAUCCUGUUUGCCCACUCAGGUUGGGAGUUGAUCGCUAAGGUGAUUGACAUGGAACCAGCCGAGGACCACCCAUUUGCUUACGUCUUCGACAAGAAGCACGCUAGCCCAGCUGCCGACUACCAAGUCCGGCCGAACCGCAAAGAGGACUUCUGGGAGGUCGACGCUGAGUUAGCUGCAGUCGUUAGGUUGGUGGACCGGGAGAACAUAUUUCCCUAUCACUGA